GUAACUUUCCACUUCUGGUCUUGAAACAGCUUUGCUGUGUGUAGGAGUUCAUUUAUUGCCCGUGUAGGAAGUUUAAAUACCUCUUGGCAGUUUUUAAUGAGUCUGCGGGUGUGUGUUUGUUUGGGGUGCUGAUGAAAAGUGUCCUGUCGCAGUGCCUUUGCCUCCUAUAUAAGAGCCACCAAACCUUCAUCCAGAAGGAACACACUGCCGACUCUCUCUUUCUGUUUCUGACGCAGAGUUCUGAGUGAAGAUGAAGACCAGGAUGAUGGAGAUGUCACUGCUGCAGCUGGUGCUCGGCCUUGCUGUCACCUACACUGCUGCUACUGGACCGGGCAGCUGCGUGGGUCGCUGUGGGGAGGCUUUCACCAGAGGACAGCGCUGCACUUGUGACUUCAGCUGCCAGCAGCAUGGCGAGUGCUGCCCGGACUUCCAGGCUACUUGCACCGAUGCUCAGUCCUGUCGGGGUCGCUGUGGUGAGUCGUUCAGGCGCGGCCGUCUGUGUGAGUGCGAUCCAGACUGCUCCCAAUUCAGCACCUGUUGUGAUGAUCACCAGUCGCUCUGCGACGCCCGUGUGCCAGUUUUCCACCCCAGGAACUCACAGGCUGUGAGGGCAGCGGCUUCAGGAAAUCUGGGAUCAGAGAGCUUGAAAGGGUCCAACAGUGCGAGUGAAGAACAGUACACAGGUGCGAGGAACACCGUCUCUCUCAGCAGGGCGCCGCUCUCACCUGCACGAGGCUCCUCUCUGCCCCGCCGCCGGGCGCCGCACACCCCCCCGGGUCCCGCAGCAGCCGGCGUCGCCGCUGGCUCAGGAGUCGCCAACCGCAGACCCAGCACCCUGCAGGACGUCGCCCAGGCCUCGGGUCUACUGGACGGGGGUCUACUGGAGCUGGGGACAGGAGUCCUUAAUGAUGUCGACCUGUGCAGUGAUUCUCCCAUCAAUGGACUCACAGCUCUUAGCAAUGGGACCAUUCUGAUAUUUAAAGGGGACGUGUUCUGGUCAGUGGACGGCGUCAGUCGCUCAGCGGGACGUCCCCAGAGCAUCAUGGACACUCUGGGCGUCCCCUCUCCCAUCGACACCGUGUUCACGCGCUGCAACUGCCUCGGACACACCUACAUCAUCAAGGGAGACCAGUACUGGCGCCUGGAUGGGGACAUGGUGAUGGAGCCGGGUUACCCCAAACCUCUGGUCUCAGAGUUCCCGGGUCUGACAGGAAGCAUCAGCGCCGCACUGGCAGCCCCAGCCGCCGGCGGCAGAGCGGAGACAGUGUACUUCUUCAAGAGCGGAGACAUCAUGCAGAGCUUCACCUUCCCAGCAGCCAGCACUCCCUCCUGCAGCAAGACUCCCAGCAAGACUGCCAGCGGAUCCGCGAGGGGCCGCUCGGCUCGGCAGGCGGAAGUUCUUCUCAGUGGGGAGAUCAACGUCAGAGUGUCUCUGGCCGGAUUCCCCUGCCCGGUCACGUCGGCCCUGUCCGUGCCCAGUCCUCGGAGGAGAGACCCAUACGAGCACUACGUCUUCUCUGGACCGCUCUUCUUCGGCGUCCUGACUUCGGGUGAGCUGCCCGCACUGACCAAACCGCAGCCCCCCGCAGCCCCGCCCAUCCUUAGCCCCGUCGCCGUGGCAACCAACGCUCAAAAGGCCAACGCCCCCCUCCCGUCCAACUCCAUCAAAGUUUGGCUGCGCUGCCCGUAGGAACGAGAGGAUCCGGUGUUUUCUGUAUCAGCGCAACUUAUACUUAAAUAUGGCUACGGAGCAGGAAAAAACAGCAGCUUAUUCUUCAAAAUAGCAAUAGUUAUAAAUUCACAGAAGUAACAAUGUGAACUAAACACUACAAUCCUAAAUCACAA
Gasterosteus aculeatus aculeatus (three-spined stickleback) is the source of this 1845-nucleotide messenger RNA. It is a transcript of the gene prg4a, whose product is annotated as proteoglycan 4a. NCBI's taxonomy places the organism in Eukaryota, Metazoa, Chordata, Actinopteri, Perciformes, Gasterosteidae. Gene Ontology annotation, biological process: immune response. Gene Ontology annotation, molecular function: polysaccharide binding; scavenger receptor activity. The record is from RefSeq and is a predicted model, not a curated record.